AGUCCAAGAAUGUUAGUCGAUAUUCAAACGAUAUUCAAAAUCGAGAACGCUCAAAAGAAGAAAAUGCUGUCAAGAAAUCAAACGAGCAACCCUUGAGGCCAUCCGAUUCCCUGAUGGACCGCUCCUCGUCUCCUCACCCCCCGUCGGAAGCAUCCCAGCAUGAUCCAGCGGCACCCCAAGCUCUAUUUCAGAAGCUCAGUAUACUAGACCGCUUGCUCACGCCGGCCAUAUUGGUAUGCAUGAUCGUCGGGGUAGUUAUAGGCGAGUUUGUACCUGGCGUGCAGCAGGCAUUCGACACUGUCAGGUUCUACAAUGUCUCCGUCCCGAUUGCAAUUGGGCUCAUUGUCAUGAUGUGGCCUAUUCUCACCAAGGUCAAAUAUGAAGCCCUUUCACGAAUAUUAUUGUCCAGACGUUUAUGGGUGCACAUGGGAAUUAGUAUGAUUCUGAACUGGAUCAUCGGACCCCUUAUUAUGCUCGGUCUCGCAUGGGCCACACUUCCCGACCUCCCGACGUAUAGGACAGGCGUAAUCCUCGUCGGGCUCGCUCGUUGCAUUGCCAUGGUCAUGGUGUGGAAUCAGUUGGCUGGGGGGGAUGGUGAAUACUGCGCAAUUCUCGUCGUUGUUAACUCGGUGCUCCAAAUCAUACUCUACUCACCCUACGCGGUCUUGUUCGUGAACGUCAUUGGACACACCGAUCAAGGUGUUCAUCUAUCCUAUGGUGCGGUGGCAAUUUCGGUUCUCAUCUACCUCGGAAUUCCUCUCUUUGCUGGUAUCAUCACGCGCUUCACAGUCAUUAGACUGAAGUCGAAGGAAUUCUUUGACAAGACUUUUGCACCACGAUUUUCCCCCCUCUCCCUUAUCGGUCUCCUGUACACCAUCAUCGUUAUGUUUGCAUAUCAAGGACAUCAUAUCGUGCAGAACAUUGGCCCCGUUUUCCGGGUAUUCGUACCAAUGAUCCUAUACUUCGUCAUCAUGUGGACUUCAGCCUUUGCGCUUGUGUUCUUUCUUGCUCGCCGAGAAUUUCGCAAAGGAAAGACGGAAAAUGGGGAUUUCCCGUAUGAGCUGGCAGUGGUGCAGGCUUUUACCGCAGGAAGCAACAAUUUCGAGCUUGCAAUUGCAGUAGCAAUCGCCGUGUAUGGAGUGGGGUCAGAUCAGGCAUUGGCGGCGACCAUUGGACCGUUAGUAGAGGUUCCCGUGCUUCUUGCGUUGACCUGGGUGGCGCAAUAUUUGCGUGUUAGACUACAGUGGGGGCCUCCAGCGCAGUGCGGGAAUGUGAAGGUGUAGGCGUACUGAUGCCUUGAAGUUUUCAACCCAUUCCUGGCCAGUGGCUGGAGAGUGCACCCGACAGCACGGGGACAUACGCACGAUCCUCCCACUUACAGUUGUUAUAGUUGGGGUGAUAUUUUUUGGACUAGAAAGAAUCUUUUUCUUACCUACCAUUUAUGCCUACCUCUGCUGAGAUGCUGUAUAAAACCGGC
Messenger RNA from Suillus clintonianus, 1477 nucleotides. Its product is annotated as sodium bile acid symporter family-domain-containing protein. Gene Ontology annotation, biological process: antimonite transmembrane transport; arsenite transport. The coding region runs from base 114 to 1283 and encodes 389 amino acids. Gene Ontology annotation, molecular function: arsenite transmembrane transporter activity; antimonite transmembrane transporter activity; antiporter activity. Gene Ontology annotation, cellular component: plasma membrane. The transcript has 6 exons. NCBI's taxonomy places the organism in Eukaryota, Fungi, Basidiomycota, Agaricomycetes, Boletales, Suillaceae. The record is from RefSeq and is a predicted model, not a curated record.